AUGAGCACUCCUGGUUGUGGUGGUUUUGGGGCGAUGCAUCUUCAUGUGUGCCUGCUGCACAGAUGGCACCGGGAGAGGAGGCCCAGUGAUGGAGAGAGCUGCCUUGGGCUCCAGCGGCUCUUCUGUCCCUCAUGCGCUCUCUUCAUGGGCAUCUGUAGAGGCUACUUGAGCCACAGAGCCAUGGAUGAACAGCAGGUAAACAGUGAGGCUGGAGGUAUGUGGCCCUUCCCCAGCGCAGUGACCGUGUGUGUGUUUGUCCAUGCUAAUGCUGUGUACGUUGGCAAUGCCAAGAGUGUGGACUUUUGUGUGUUUGUGCCCAUGUCAGUGCCUUGCUUAUCUAUGUUCAACAAGUGA
This is a messenger RNA of Knipowitschia caucasica, 354 nucleotides long. Lineage: Eukaryota; Metazoa; Chordata; Actinopteri; Gobiiformes; Gobiidae. The record is from the annotation of a GenBank genome assembly.